Leptopilina boulardi is the source of this 2178-nucleotide messenger RNA. Its product is annotated as N-acetylneuraminate lyase-like. The record is from RefSeq and is a predicted model, not a curated record. The coding region runs from base 39 to 1034 and encodes 331 amino acids. NCBI's taxonomy places the organism in Eukaryota, Metazoa, Arthropoda, Insecta, Hymenoptera, Figitidae. The transcript is spliced from 8 exons. Gene Ontology annotation, biological process: N-acetylneuraminate catabolic process. Gene Ontology annotation, molecular function: 4-hydroxy-tetrahydrodipicolinate synthase activity; N-acetylneuraminate lyase activity.
AACCAGUUUCUUAUACUUUUCAUUCGAGGUCCACAUUUAUGUCAUGUCAUUUCACUUUUAAAACUAGAAACAAAAAGUCCGUCACGAUGUUGGUGGAGGAAUUUAUUUUAAGAGGUAUUCUCGUAGCAGCAUUGACACCUUAUAAUUACAAAGAUCCACUAUCACUAAAUUUAACAGUGAUUCCAGAUUAUGUUCAAUAUUUGGAAAAAAAAGGUGUUGCAGGUGUACUUAUUGGUGCAACAACAGGAGAAGGACAAGCUUUGUCUGUUCCCGAAAGAAAAUCACUUGCUGAGGAAUGGAUGAAGGCGAUAAAAUCAACAAAAUUACAUUUAAUGGUUCAUAUUGGAGGUGCUCCACUUCCUGAUGUUUUAGAAUUGGCAAAACACGCGGAGAAAUUACAUGUCGAUUCUUUGUUGACAUUACCAGAAUUGUAUUUCAGACCUUCUAAUGAAAAGGAAUUAGCGACAUAUUUAAAACUUGUAUCUGAUGCAGCACCGAAUACACCUUUGCUGUAUUAUCACACACCACAACGAGCGCCAAUAAAAGGUCUGAACAUUGCUGAAUUUUUAGAAAAUUAUGGAUAUUUAGUUCCAACUCUUGUUGGUAUUAAAUAUUCUAAUACAGACUUAUCUGAAGUUGCUCAAGCAUUGGAGGCAAGGAAUGGAAAUUACACAAUUCUCGUCGGAGCUGAAAAGCUAAUAUAUCCAGCUUGUGCAUUGGGUGCAGAAGCAUUCAUAUCAGCUUCCUCAAAUUUAUUUCCUGAACUUCCGCUAACGAUUAGUGAAGCGUGGAAAAAUAAGGACUUUGAAAAAGCUAAAAAACAUCAGGAACUUUUUACAAAAGCUCUAAAUGUUUAUCCUCUCUUUGGAAAUCAAGUGCAAGGUAUAAAGCUUGCGAUGCGACAUUUGACACCUUUCGAUUUUGGAGAUGCUCGAAUUCCUUGGAAUCGGAUUUCAUCAGAGAAAGAAGUCAAAUUAAUAAAGGAAUUGCAGAAAGAAGUUAUAGAUAAAAUGGAAUUUCUCGGUAUUAAAUGAUAAAUAAAUUUUGUACUAUCUCGUAAAUUACUUAUAUAUAUAUAUAUAUAUAUAUAUAUAUACACUUAAAAAUAAAAAUUUUUUCAAUAAAAAAAUUAAGCUGUAAAAACUUAUAAUCACUAGUUAAAGGAAUUUUUAUUUGAUCAAACUUUUGUAAAACUGAUUUUCUAGUUGACCGAAUUUUAAUUUAAUAUAAUUUUUAUUCAAAACUAAUUUAUAUUCUACAAAAUUUUCAUAAUACAAAAUUUUUAAUUGACAUAAUUUUUCUUUAAUUUAAUUUCAAAUUUAACCAAAUUUCCAUUUAACGAAAUUCUUAUUCUAUAGAAUUUUAAGUGAUUCGAAUUAUCGACUGAAUUUUCAAUUCACCGAAUUUUUCAUUUGUCGGAAAAAUAAUCACCAGAAAGAUUUCGGCGCGAAUUUUAAAAUUAAUCAAUCACAAUUAUAUUGGUUUAUUUUUUUUUAAUUGGUCAAUUUUAAAAUAUGCGACGAAAUCUUUCUUUUUAUUUUUCGGACAUUUGUAAUUUCGAACAAAUAGAAAUUUGGCGUUUUGACAAUUCUAUUAAAUAAAAAUUCAUGAAAUAAAAAAUUCGGACAAAUUGAAUAUUCGGUUAAUUUGGAAAUUCUGACACUUAAAAACUUGAAUCACUUUAAAUUAUGUUGAAUGAGAAUUCAUUGAUAAAUUAAUAUUCAGUUAAAUAAUUAAAAUUUUUUUUAACCAAAACGCAUUAUUUUGUAAAAUUGUACUUUCAAUUCUGAAAUAUAUUCGAAACAAAAUUUUCUUGAAUAAUAUUUUUUGUUGAAUAUAAAUUAUUGAGGAAUUAAUAAAAUGAAUUUAAUAUUUUAAUAACAUUAGCUAUUAAAGUAAAAUGUAUUUAUUAACUAAUAUUAAAUUUAGUUAAAAUUAAAAAAAAACGACUUAAAAUCGAUCCGGUGACUGAAAUAAUGAAUAGAAAUUCUGUGAAGUGAAUAUUUGAUUGUAUAAAUAUUCUGUAAAUAUAUAAAAAAAUAAGGUUAAUGGAAAUUCUUGCAAAAAAUAAUUUGAACAAAUAAAAAUUCAGCUAAAAGAAAAUUCGGCGAAAAUUCUAUCUAUAAUGAAUAUUUUAUUUUAUAAUAAUAAAAUGCUUGAUCUGUCCUUCUGUCCUAA